Messenger RNA from Prorocentrum cordatum, 468 nucleotides. Lineage: Eukaryota; Dinophyceae; Prorocentrales; Prorocentraceae. The record is from the annotation of a GenBank genome assembly.
AUGCAACCCAUGACGUUGACCUGCCGGAUUGCAAACUCGGUGGCGGAUAUGGACACGCGUUCCAGCUUUUUCGGCCAGCUCUUCCAGCUAUACUCAAAGGAGCUCGGGGCAGCCAGCGACCGAGACGAGUUCGUGUUCGUGGGUCCCGACAGGCACCUCAGGUACGAGGAGUUCUCGUCCUUCCGCGCGGUGAUCUUUCUGCCCUGGCACCUCCUCUGGCAACCCCUGGCCUUCAUGCACUUCUACGCCGUCGCGGUCCCCCUGCUCGUGCCGAGCGGCCGCCUCAUGUACACGCUGGAGGCCAACCUCCACUUCUUCCGGCAGGACGCCACGUGCACUUUCCAGGGUGGGACGGGCACCGCCAGUUCCUGGACAUCCCGGAGAAGAUGCCCUCACCCCUCUGGGACAGGAAGGGCAUCGUGCUCGAGAACGAGCAGUUCCUGUUCUGGUGGGAGCUCUCGCAGAUGA